GGUUGAAGUUCUACGUGUAGGCUAUUCACAUAUCGCGUUCACACCAUUAGUAAGUCGAACUUUUCUGAGUUCCUAGUACCUACCAGCACGUGAACGCGGUAUUUGUCAGGUCAUGUUUCACUGCAGCAGAGUUUAUUGGGGGGGAAACGUCGUGCUUUCCCGGAAGCUUAAUUGUUAACGUUAGAGAAACACUUUCAGUUUCAAUAUCACAACCGAUCUCUUUUGCCAUGCAAACGCGGACAACAGACUGAACAACAAGCUCACUGUACGGUACAGUGUUGCCGAGCAUCAUGUCAGGCCAGACAGUAUCCAUGAAGGAACCAGUAUGUCUGAUAGAGAACGACAGUGAUGGGAAGCUGCGUGUGGUCCGCAGUGCACUGGACAUCCUGGACAAGAUUGACCAGCAUGUGGUAGUGGUGUCGGUGGUCGGGCUGUACCGCACCGGCAAGUCCUACCUCAUGAACAAGCUGGCUGGGGAGAGGAAAGGUUUUGCCCUGGGAGCCACCAUCCAGUCCAAAACUAAGGGCAUCUGGAUGUGGUGUGUGCCUCACCCUGAAAAAAGAGACCACACCCUGGUGCUGCUGGAUACAGAGGGGCUGGGGGAUGUGGAGAAGGGUGAUGAGAAGAAUGACAACUGGAUCUUUUCCCUGGCUGUCCUGCUCAGCAGUACUCUGGUGUACAACAGCAUGGGAACCAUCGACAACAACGCACUGGAGAAACUACACUAUGUGACAGAACUGACAGAGCACAUCAAGGUGAAGUCCAACCAGCGAGACGGGGAGGAAUCUUCAGAGUACCUGCGUUACUUUCCUUCCUUUGUGUGGACAGUCAGAGAUUUCACCCUGACCCUGGAGGUUGAUGGGAGACCCAUCACAGCCAAUGAGUACCUGGAGAAUGCUCUUAAACUGAGAACAGGUCAUAGUAAGAAAGAUCAGGCAUACAAUCUGCCUCGUAGCUGUCUGCGGAACUAUUUCUCUCCUCGCUGGUGCUUUGUGUUUGAGAGGCCAGCCAGCGGAGACAAAAUGAGACGCAUGGAGGAGCUGACCGAUGCUGACCUGGAGCCUGCCUUUGUGGAGCAAGCCAAGGAGUUCUGUGACCACGUCUUCAAUGAGGCCAAGACCAAGACCCUGAAACAGGGCCUGAAAGUUACCGGCAGACUGCUGGGAAACCUGGCAGAGACGUAUGUGUCCGCCAUCCGGAGCGGGCAGAUCCCCUGCCUGGACAAUGCUGUGUUGGCGCUGGCCCAGAUUGAGAACUCCAGUGCCAUCGAGAGGGCCAGGGCCCACUACCAGAAGCGUAUGGCUGACUGGGUGGCCUACCCCACAGAGACCCAAGAGGAGCUGUCUGAAGUGCAUGCUGCCAUGGAGAAGAAGGCUGUGGCCAUAUUCAUCAACAACUCCUUCAAAGACGACGACCAGAAGUACCAGUUGGAGCUCAUGAAAGUGCUUCAAGAGGAGUAUGAGAAGAUCUGUGAGAGGAACUACAAGGAGUCCCAGAAGGCAUGCGAGUCCAAAAUCGAAUGCAUCUUUGCCCCCUUGGAGGAGAAAAUAAGGGAUGGCUCCUACAUGACCCCUGGAGGAUACAAAGAGUACUGCAACGACCUGAAACUGGCCACCAGCGAAUACAGAUCUGAGGGAGGCAGGGGAGUGAAGGCUGAAGAGGUACUGAAGGAGUACUUGGAAAGGAAAGCCAGCAUUGGUCAGGCCGUCCUGUCAGCAGACGAGUCCCUCACUGAAGCUGAGCAGAGAGCAGAAGCGGAGCAAGCAAGAAGGGAGGCAUCUGAGCGGGAGAAUCGAGCCAUGGAGGAGCAGCUGGUUGUCCAGGAGAGGUUGAGAGCGGACCAGCAGAGGACGUAUGAGGAGAAUGUGAACCAGCUGAUGGAGAGGAUGGAGAGAGACAGUAGAAAUGCCAUAGCAGAGCAUGACAGAGUUCUGCAGGCCAGACUAAAGGAGCAGAAUGACCUUCUCCAGCAAGGGUUUGAUGACAGAGCACACCAAAUGCAAAGAGAGAUAAAUGCCCUUAAGGUUGCGAAGGCACAAGAGGAAGAGAAAAAACCCUCAUUUAUGAGCACAGCUCUGGAUACUAUAGGGACUGCAGCUACCUUGUUCCUUCCAGGAAUACUUCCCAAAGUAGGAGGAAUGGCUGUGAAAUGGCUGUCUAAGUGGUUUUGAUGUAGGUUCCCGAGGAGGAUGACGAGCUAUUAUUCUUAUAGACAUGUGGAUUGACUGAAUAUGUGUUUAUUGAUAUUUGAUUCUUUGAUUUAGGUUAAGCACUCAGUCAAGGUUUUAUUUGAUGUUUUUUUUUUUUUUGUACGUCAUUUGAAUAAAUAAUUAGCAUGCCUAAUCAUAAUGAAGUAGAGCUUUUAGAUAGCACUCUUAAAAAUGGUUUUGCAGUUGUUUUACUAUUACCAAAUAGGCCUACUUCUUUUUAACACUGACAACAUUUACAUGCACACCAAUAUCCUGUUAUUAUUCGGGAUACUCAAGUAUUCUGUUUUUGAGUUGAUGCAUAUAAACGUCAUAUUCCCACGGGGGGCCAGCACAGAAAAAAAAUGUAUGAAAUUGUAUGAAAUGUAUGCAUUCACUACUGUAAGUCGCUCUGGAUAAGAGCGUCUGCUAAAUAACUAAAAUGUAAAAAUGUAAAAUAUUCCAUUUACAAUUAAAAAAAGCUUGUAUCCCGGU
This is a messenger RNA of Salmo salar (Atlantic salmon), 2681 nucleotides long. RefSeq names its product guanylate-binding protein 3. NCBI's taxonomy places the organism in Eukaryota, Metazoa, Chordata, Actinopteri, Salmoniformes, Salmonidae. Gene Ontology annotation, molecular function: GTP binding; GTPase activity. The record is from RefSeq and is a predicted model, not a curated record.